CUUCAUUCUUUUUUGAGGCACAAGUUUGUUGCUGAUGCAGAACAGCGUCGUGCAACAACCCCUCUGACAGGCAGGACUGUGGACACAGUCUAUAUGGACCCAGAUGACGCCAUGGUACAGAAGGGGAAGAGGUUCACUGCACAGAGUAAAGGAGAGGUAAUAGAGACGGCUCUGAAUAUGGACAUUGCAAAGAAACAUUAUGAGAGGAAAUGCCAGCGGGUUGCACUCACCAAAUGGUCAAACUGUGUAAAAUUACACAAGAAGACACAGGCCGCUGCUGUGGAGAAACUUGAGCGAGUUGUAAACGCUGGCCGCCUUCACCGCAUAAUAGCUGCAUGGCGUAAUGUUGCAAAGGACUCAAAAAGGGCAAAGGAGUACUUUAAGAGGUUGGAAAUGGGGUUUGUAGAAAUCGGCAACAAAGUCCACCAGGUUGGGGAAGGAUGUGACGGACUCUCCGUGCUCCCUACUAGCCUCUCGAUGACGAUCUUCCAAUAUUUAGAGUUGCGAGACUUGCUCAAUUGUGCUGAGGUAUGUUGCACGUGGAAAGCUAUCGUCCAAUCGGGCGCACUGUGGAGUCAGAUCAACUUCUCUGUGGAGAAAGACUGGAUAACAGACAGCACAAUGAAGCAGAUUCUGCAGAACUACCGCCCAUUUGUCAUCCAUCUCAAUCUGCGAGGCUGCGUGUCUCUAAAAUGGCCCAGCUUGAAAUGUAUAAGUGAAUGCAGAAAUCUUCAGGACCUCAAUUUGUCAGAGUGUUUUAAUGUUACCGAUACGAUGGUUCAGAGAAUUGUCGAGGGCUGUCCAUGUUUGCUCUACUUGAACCUUUCUUGCACACUUAUAACAAACAAAACUCUAAGAGAACUGUCCAGGAAUUGUCUCAACCUUCAAUACCUGAGUCUGGCGUACUGUAACAGAUUCACAGAUGAAGGGUUUAUGUACCUGACCACUGGGAAUGGCUGCCGCAAUCUCGUCCACCUCAACUUGUCCGGGUGCACUCAGAUGACUGUAAAUGGGUUCAGAUACAUUUCUGCCGGAUGCCCUUCACUCAGGGAGAUUGUGAUCAAUGACAUGCCCACGCUUUCAGAUAGCUGUGUCUUGGCGCUAAUUGCCAGAUGUCACUGUCUGUCUGCCAUUUCUCUGCUGGAUGCUCCUCAUCUUUCCGACGUUACCUUAAAAGCCAUCGCUGAAGUCGCUAAACUGAAGACUUUUAGGACAGAGGGUAACAACCAACUAACAGACGCAGGCUGGAAGGCCCUGUGCAGCAGCUCACACGGCCUCCGCAGACUCCACGCUGCAGAAUGCUGCAGAAUGACUGAUGCCAGCCUCAAAUCUGUGGCCAACCUCAAGAACCUGCACAACCUGGACAUCUCACUUUGUAACAAGGUGGGUGAUACUGGGAUCCGGUAUCUGACAGAAGGUUCCUCAUCCACCAAACUGAGAGAGCUGAAUGUCAGUUACUGCAGUCUCAUCACAGACACAUCUGUAAUGAGGAUUUCACAAAGGUUGUGUAAACUGUACCAUCUCGACUUGAGUUAUUGUGAGAGACUGACUGAUAUGAGUCUGGAGUGGGUGAGUGGCAGCUCUAUCUGCUCUCUUGACAUGAGCGGUUGCAAAAUCCAGGAUCAGGGCCUGGCGUCUCUUGAGGGAAUUCGCUUGAAGAAGUUAGUUCUUGCCGAAUGUGUCUCCGUCACAGAUGUUGGCAUGGAGAAGCUGUGUAAGACUGUGAGAGAUCUGGAGUAUGUUGAUGUGUCUCACUGUGUAGCUCUGUCAGACUCAGCCAUCAGAGCGGUUUCAUUUUACUGCAGAGGUCUAGUCACGCUGCGGAUGUCGGGGUGUCCCAAGAUGACAGAUAUGGCAGUGCAUUAUCUGACAAGUGGAUCUCAGUACCUGCGAGAACUUGAUGUGAGUGGCUGUGUUCUCCUCACAGAUCGCAGUCCCCGACACAUAAGGAGGGUCUGUCCUCCACUCUGCUCCAUCGCGAUGGUCUGCUGCAGCAGCAUCUCCAGGGUGGCCGCUUUAAAGCUUCAGCCACAUGUGAAGCACUGGGAGCACAGCAACGACAACCCUCCAUACUGGCUUGGAUACAACACGGGCCCAAUAGUGUCUGCAGUCAGAAGACCCAUCAAGACCGAGGAAGUGGCGGAACAGCAGUCAGUGAAGACAAGAGCAGCAAGUACAAAGAGGACAUAAAACAGAUCUCAAUAAGUAAUAAUAUUGUAAAAAUACAGCCCAUCUUAUCACAGUGACCAUCAUUUUUGGGAGAUUAUUUCAAAAUAAUCAAAGAGCCUUUUCAACAAACCAUUUUGCAUGAUACCCACAGAGAUGAAUGGUUAAAAAAAAUCCCAAAUCACUGGUUAGUAAUCAGAUCAAGUCUCACCUGUGUGGAUAGCACCGUCAACCCCUUUAAGGACACAUUGUAUUGUAUCAGCUCCUAACAAUGCAAUGUCCCGUGCUCUUCUGUUUUGAGUUUGAUGCAGUAUAGAUCACUUUAUGCUUCUACAUAAAUUGGUACACAUUGUCUUUGACCCUGCUAGGCUCCAGUGGUUUAAUAACUCCAUGUUAGAUAACCGGUGCAUAAACAUUUGUGAUUAUUGAAUUAUAUACAUACAUUAAGGUAG
Messenger RNA from Anarrhichthys ocellatus (wolf-eel), 2618 nucleotides. RefSeq names its product F-box and leucine-rich repeat protein 13 (gene fbxl13). Gene Ontology annotation, molecular function: protein binding. Gene Ontology annotation, cellular component: SCF ubiquitin ligase complex. The record is from RefSeq and is a predicted model, not a curated record. Gene Ontology annotation, biological process: SCF-dependent proteasomal ubiquitin-dependent protein catabolic process. NCBI's taxonomy places the organism in Eukaryota, Metazoa, Chordata, Actinopteri, Perciformes, Anarhichadidae.